Molecule: messenger RNA, 704 nt
Organism: Pseudopodoces humilis (Tibetan ground-tit)
Lineage: Eukaryota; Metazoa; Chordata; Aves; Passeriformes; Paridae
Gene: TMEM243
Product: transmembrane protein 243
Source: RefSeq, a predicted model, not a curated record
AUGGAGGGAUUCCCCGCCCGCGGGUACGGCACCGGCGGCGCGGACAACCGGCCGCUCUUCGGGGAGACCUCGGCCAGGGACAGAAUCAUCAAUCUAGUUGUUGGUGGCUUAACAACCUUGCUGCUUGUAGUCACUCUAAUCAGUGCUUUUGUCUUCCCGCAACUACCUCCAAAACCUGUGAAUGUAUUUUUUGCUUUCUGCAUCUCCUUGUGUUGCAUUUCUGCUGGCAUUCUUAUCUACUGGUAUCGACAAGGAGACCUGGAACCCAAAUUUCGAAAUCUAAUUUACUACAUAUUGUUUUCUAUUGUCAUGUUAUGUAUAUGUGCCAACCUGUACUUCCAUGAAGUGGGUAAAUGAAGGACAUUGGGAAUACCCAGCAAUGAUGCUACUGUGUCAGACUGCUUCCAGCUCAGCUCUCAGCUCUACUCGACAUUUAAGUGAGAACCAUCAGCCUGAGAGGAAAGAAGUGGGUUGUGCAAGGAUAAAUCAGUACAUGAUUUUCAUGUAAAUGUAUAUGUAAUGUCCCUCUUGUUGGGGAGAAUUAUUGCCAUAAGACGUGACAUUCUGCUUUUUUUUGAAGAGCUACUGUUGCGCUUAAUGAACAUUCCAGUUGUACUGAUGUUUCAGAAUGGCACAAGCUUUUUCAUUUUGGAAAAAAAUGCACUUUUUUUAUUACUGUACAAAUAAACUGCAGCACUGAAAGG